AUGUCUCUCGACAUCCGCGCCGGUUUUUCAAACCGCACAGUAUUUGUGACUGGCGGUUCCGGCCUUGUGGGCAAGGUCCUCUUGUACAAGAUUCUCAAGGAGAUGCCUGAUGUGAAACACGUCUACUUGCUCAUGCGCGGCAAGCGCUCUCGCCGGCUGAAGAAGUACCUGAAUGCACAGGAGCGGCUGGACCUCGAGGUGCUCGGCUCCCCGUGCUUUGAGCCGCUGCGCCAGCAGGCUGGCGAAGCGAAGUGGCGUGAGCUGUGCCAGAAAGUGAAAGCGGUCCAGGGUGACAUCACGCUCGACCACGUCGGCCUCUCUGAGGAAGACCGCGCGAUGCUGGCAAACGAGGUGAACUUCAUCGUUCACCUUGCCGCGACCGUCAACUUCAACGAGCGCCUGGAUCUGGCGUUGCAGAUGAAUACUCUGGGCGGGUUGCGCGUGCUGACGCUGGCUAAGACGUGCCGCCACCUCGAGGCGAUGGUGCACGUCUCGACAUGCUACGUGAACUACCGUCGCAAGGGCCGCCAGCUGGUGAACGAGGAGCGCCUCUACCCGCUGGGGUUCGACCCGGAGGAGAUGUGCAAGCGUGUGCUGGCGAUGAACCCCAGCGAGGUGGAAAUGCAGUCGGCGCUACUGCUAAAGGAGCACAACUUCCCUAAUACGUACACCUUCACUAAGUGCAUUGGCGAACAGGUCAUCUACAAGUCCAAGGAGUCCGUCCCGAUCGUGAUUGUUCGCCCGUCCAUUAUCGGCUGCAGCUACUCCGACCCGUUCCCCGGCUGGGUGGAUGCUCUGACGGCUGCUGGCGGUCUGAUGCUCACCGUGGCCCUGGGCGUGGUGCACGAGGUGCUGUGCGGCAAGGACCUCAUCGCCGACGUCAUUCCAGUGGACUACGUCGCGAACGUCAUCCUCAAAGCACUCUUCAAGACCCAGCAACACUAUAAGGUGCGGUGCCUGCGAGCGGGUGCGGCGGAGCCCGGCGAGGCGGUGACACCAGCGCAGGCGGAUGCUGGUGCGGUGCGGGGCAGCGUGAUAUCUGUGUCCAUGGACGCCAAGGGGGGUGCUGGUCGCAUGAAUGUGGAGACGCGUCAGGCCGCGGCAGCGGAGACGAACGCCCUUGCUGUUGUCGAGUCUUCAACGACAGAUGACAUGUCCGGCGGGGUGACGACGGAGGCUGACGAGGGCCUACCCUUCAUCUACCAGGCGGCAACGUCAAGUUCGGAGAAUCGCGUGACAUGGGCCCGCUUGCACGUGUCACUGGCGAACUUCAUGAAGGGCAAGUGCCACCCGAAGGGGCUUUCCCCGAUGAAGGUGACAAUGACAACUAGCCAGCGGUACUACCGCAUCCGCUACUACCUGCUGCGCUACAUGCCGUAUAUCGCGCUCCGCUUCCUGAUGCAGUUGCCGCCGCCAAUUGGAUCGCCGAAGAAGCUGGAGCUCGCGAAGAAGCUGGGCCGCGCGGUGCGGCGCGCCGACCUGCUCACGUGGGAGUUUCUCGACUUCACGCUGAGCGAGUGGGUCUACGCCUCUGUCAACGCGAGGCACCUCGACGGCCAGCUUAACGAGUACUCCCGCAAGGCCUUCAGCUUCGACCCAUAUUCUAUCAACUGGUACGCCUACACGCAGGUGUACGCCUAUGGCAUCUUCAAGCACAUAAUCCGCGAAACGGGCGACUUUCAGAUACCCAAGGUCCCACCGUCAGCCACGGAGGUGUUCGAGCGUGCGUCUUCCCUAUAA
Molecule: messenger RNA, 1740 nt
Organism: Leishmania braziliensis MHOM/BR/75/M2904
Lineage: Eukaryota; Euglenozoa; Kinetoplastea; Trypanosomatida; Trypanosomatidae
Exons: 1
Coding region: 1-1740 (579 amino acids)
Biological process (GO): long-chain fatty-acyl-CoA metabolic process
Cellular component (GO): intracellular membrane-bounded organelle
Molecular function (GO): alcohol-forming very long-chain fatty acyl-CoA reductase (NADP+) activity
Source: RefSeq, a predicted model, not a curated record